AUGCCUCGUGCACCAAAACAAAAAGAUCCUAAUGCGCCAAAGCGACCAUUAUCGGCAUUUUUCAUUUUUUCACAAGAUGAAAGACCAAAAAUAAAAUUAACGAAUGCAACAUUAUCAGUAGCUGAUGUUGCUAAACUUAUUGGGGAAAAAUGGCGUUCAGCACCAGAUGAAUUAAAACGUCGAUAUGAAAAAGCAGCUAAAGAAGCUAAAGAACGUUAUGAAAUCGAAUUGCAAGCAUAUAAACAAACACCUCAAUAUACACAAUCAUUACAACAAGCAAAAGCUCGAGCUUAA
Messenger RNA from Adineta steineri, 294 nucleotides. Lineage: Eukaryota; Metazoa; Rotifera; Eurotatoria; Adinetida; Adinetidae. The record is from the annotation of a GenBank genome assembly.